AUGAUAAGGGUGCGGGGGAGGGUGUCGUCAGCCGGCGAGUAUGGAGUUAACGCGGCGCCUCUGUCCCUGCGCUGUAGGCAGCAGCUCGCGCUGGCGUGCUCCGUGAGGCUCGAGCGCCUCCGCCACUCCCCGCGCGCGAGCCAGCCGUGUCCCGUGACGUCACACCGCGAGCCGCGCCCCGCCAGCAGUGUGCGGGACGUGACGUCACACCGCGGGCCGAGCCCCGCCAGCAGUGUGCAGGACGUGACGUCACACCGCGGGCCGAGCCCCGCCAGCAGUGUGCAGGACGUGACGUCACACCGCGGGCCGAGCCCCGCCAGCAGUGUGCAGGACGUGGCGUCACACCGCGAGCCGAGCCCCGCCAGCAGUGUGCAGGACGUGACGUCACAACGCGAGCCGAGCCCCGCCAGCAGUGUGCAGGACGUGGCGUCACACCGCGAGCCGAGCCCCGCCAGCAGUGUGCAGGACGUGACGUCACACCGCGGGCCGAGCCCCGCCAGCAGUGUGCAGGACGUGACGUCACACCGCGGGCCGAGCCCCGCCAGCAGUGUGCAGGACGUGGCGUCACACCGCGAGCCGAGCCCCGCCAGCAGUGUGCAGGACGUGACGUCACACCGCGAGCCGAGCCCCGCCAGCAGUUUGCAGGACGUGGCGUCACACCGCGAGCCGAGCCCCGCCAGCAGUGUGCAGGACGUGACGUCACACCGCGAGCACUUAGCGGAGAGUCCGUACGUUUGUGGAGAAUGCAAUAAGCGAUAUACAACAAAAUCCUAUUUGAAUAUACAUAGAAGAAUCCACACUGGAGUCAAACCAUUCAAAUGUAAAGAAUGUAACUUGCAAUUCGGACGUAAACAGACUUUACUUAGACAUGAAAUAACUCACAGUGGAGAGAAACCAUAUAAAUGUAUAGAUUGCAACAAUAUAUAUGCAUAUAAAGAAACAUUAGAUAGCCAUAUAAGACAUAAUCACCCGGGAAGUGCCAUGCCAUAUAAAUGUAAAAAAUGUAAUGAGCAAUUUACACGUCGAGAGAAUUUACAAAUGCACCGGAGAAUUCACGCUGGAGAGAGAUAUGUCUGUGACCAAUGUAACAAGCAAUUCACAAAGAAGAAAAAUAUAAUUAGACAUAUAAAAGUUCAUGCUCCAGAAAAGCCAGAAAAACGAUACGUGUGUCAAGCAUGUACCAAGAAGUUUACCCGUAAAGAUCAUUUAGAUAGACAUUAUAUAGUGACCCAUACUGGACGGAAAGCAUUUACAUGUAAGGUGUGUAACAAACAAUUUGCACUUAAAUAUCAAUUAUCUCAACAUGAAAGACACCAUAGUGAAGACAAACCAUAUAAAUGUAAAGAAUGUCACAAGCAAUACGCAGAAAGAAACCACUUAAAGUACCACGAAAGAGUCCAUAGUGGCGUAAAACUAUACAAAUGUAAGGAAUGUAACAAAGAAUUCGCGAAAAAGGCAUCUUUAGUUAACCAUGAAAAAAACCCUUGUGUAAUGAAACCGUACAAAUGUGAAAAAUGUAACAAGGAAUUCACACAAAAAAACAAUUUAACUUGCCAUGUAAGAAGCCACACUGAAGAAAACACAUACAAAUGUAAAAAAUGUAACAAGCAAUACACACACCAAAAUGCUUUACAUUAUCAUGAAGGAACGCAUAGGGAAGAGAAACCAUAUAAGUGUAAAGAAUGUGACAAGGGAUUCACAAAAAAACUAUAUUUAGUUAACCAUGAAAGAGUUCACACCGCAGAAAAAACAUAUAGAUGUGAAGAAUGUAACGAGGCAUUUACACAAAAAAGCAGUUUAAAUGAUCAUGUAAAAAUUAAACACGGCAAUAUACAAUUCAAAGAUAAUUUCGUUGCUUAUCAAAGACACGUCGAAACACAACUAUCCAGCUGUAAUGAACGUAACCAGCAUCUAAGUCAAAAAGAUAUUUUAGAGACACAUAAAAUGAGUCACGUCGGAGAGAAGCCGUAUAGAUGUGAAGAAUGUAAGAACCAGUUUACAUUAAAAUCUGAAUUAGAGAGACAUAAAAAAAUACAUACCGAUGAACAAUCAUACGAAUGCGAAAUAUGUGAAACAAUUUUCUUCGAUGAAAUAAGUUUAUUCCAACAUAUUGAAACACAUAAAUCCAGGAUACCGUAACAUAACCUCGUUAAGUUGUUUCGUAAAAGUGUUAAAUGUAAUAACUCAAUUCAAAUAUGGUCAUGCCACCUACAGAAA
This is a messenger RNA of Cydia amplana, 2217 nucleotides long. RefSeq names its product zinc finger protein 883-like. Lineage: Eukaryota; Metazoa; Arthropoda; Insecta; Lepidoptera; Tortricidae. Gene Ontology annotation, cellular component: nucleoplasm. The record is from RefSeq and is a predicted model, not a curated record. Bases 1 to 2139 code for a protein of 712 amino acids. Gene Ontology annotation, biological process: regulation of transcription by RNA polymerase II. The transcript is spliced from 2 exons. Gene Ontology annotation, molecular function: DNA-binding transcription repressor activity, RNA polymerase II-specific; RNA polymerase II cis-regulatory region sequence-specific DNA binding.